AAAGUCGUCGACUACGCGCAAGUCCAGGCCGACAUCUCUACAGGACACCCAACACAAUUCAACACGUCAUUCCACUCCGAUAUUGACGCCCCCGAUCUGCGAAAAAUAUCCAACUCGCCUUACUCAUAUAAAAGAUGGUUAACACUUAUCCUCCAAUCGCGCGACCUGUCGCCUUCCGCAGUACAGCAAGUCUCACUCACCGAUUCACAAACACGACUCUUGCUCCAAGCAUGCAAUGCUUCAUUUCAGAUCGGCCGUGUUAACCCAACACUUGCGGAAGACUUGGCCGACGAGAUAGCUCCCGCUUUCUCUCAUCUCCGUUUCUUGCCUGAAGGCUUAUUCGUCCGCCUUGAUGACUGUUCGCCCAAAGCUGGAGCCCAAAUCAUUCCAGGCAGAAAGUUCUUACAUACCAUCGACAAGUUUAUUCUUCGCAUUGUCACUUCCGGCCGUUUCCAAGCUGCUCUCGAGUAUCUCGAUCUGAGAGACUUUGCCGUCCCCAUUAGCAAGCUCAAAGAGCAAGGCAAAACACAAGGGGCUUUGAAGUGUCUCGACGAAUUUCUUGUUGCUAAGGCCGGUGCUAAGAUGAGCGACCUGUACAGUGAUAUGUGGGAUGACUGCGAGUCCUACUUUGGCGAGCAGCAGGAAGACGCCAAGGCCAAAGGGAAGAUGGAUUGGACACCUCUACCGAUCGAAGCGCCCAAGACUAGGGAGGAGGCUAUUGAGCUCCGCAGAAUUUCGGCAAAGGAGAACGCUAAAGACCCGACUGAGCCUACGAAGCUCUAUGAUAUCAUUCAGAGCAACAAGGAUGCUGCUGAACUAGACAAAACCGGAUCCUACCUCUCGAUUCAAGUCGACUCGCUUGCGUUUGAAACCUUCACGAAGCUCUUCGGGAACUCCAAACCCCGGAAGCGGAUCAUAUGGGAAGAUCUAGAGUACUCGUUGGAAUUAAUCGGGUUCUCGUCGAGGUCUAUAUACGGGAUCUGCACUUACUUCAUUGCAGACGAGGCCAUUUCAGAGCUGCUGCUUACUAUCAAACACCCCUACAAAUCGGAAGUCCCUAGUCGAACGCCUGUCAUACUUGCCCGGAGAUUGCUAAAGGCUUACAGGUGGAAUUUGAGCUCAUUCAGUUGA
Colletotrichum paranaense is the source of this 1131-nucleotide messenger RNA. RefSeq lists its product as uncharacterized. The record is from RefSeq and is a predicted model, not a curated record. The transcript has 2 exons. The annotation marks the transcript as partial. NCBI's taxonomy places the organism in Eukaryota, Fungi, Ascomycota, Sordariomycetes, Glomerellales, Glomerellaceae.